AUGGCCGUCCAUGAUAAUGGCCGUAGCUUCAGUGUCUCCUACAAAUGGACCGGAGAUGCAUCUCUUGUCAAAGGCUACCCGUACAUGAAGGCUCAUCCGACUAGGCUCCCUGUCCAGCUAUGGAACGUCACUCAACUACAGGUCACAGGGAAUUGGCAGACUUACGUUGCUGGCAAAGAAAAGGCCAGUGCUGAGCAGCAAGCCCAGGCUUUCGAUGAUGUUUCGCUCUACGCCAACGUUGCUGUCGACAUGUUCCUGUCCGAUAACAAGGAGAACUCAACCAUGGUCGGCGCCCCCAUUGAAAUCAUGAUUUGGCCCUGGUGGACGCCAACUGUAAAACCACUAGGAUGGGCCGAGUCCACUCCCGACAAAGACACCGUCACCAUCGACGGCACCCCUUUCUCAUUGUACCAUGGCUGGAAUGAUGGGGGACAACAUGUUUUUUCAUGGUUGGCUCGCACCAACCUCACCAAGAUCGAUGCCGACUACGGACCUUUGCUCACCUAUAUCUGGAAGAAGGGUAUGCUGUCAGGCGCAAUAUGGCUAGGGCAACUCGAGCUGGGCACCGAAAUCAAACACGCCGCUGGCGACAUGCACUUUGAAGCCAGUAACUACACCUUGAAGGUUGUUAGGCAAGGAGAUCCAGAAGACAAGGCGACCUCAACUUCCACAACUCGAUCUAGUACUAGCCAGACCGCGACGACGAAGACAAUGAUGACGACAGCCGCAGCUGAAGCCGCCACCACUUCUGCGCCGUCUCCUACCAGCACCAAUGCCGCGUCUACUUCUUUGCUUGUAGACCUUUCAACAGUUUGUUGGAUCUCGCUCGCCACAGUCUUGUUGUGUUAA
Colletotrichum lupini is the source of this 849-nucleotide messenger RNA. Its product is annotated as endoglucanase. Lineage: Eukaryota; Fungi; Ascomycota; Sordariomycetes; Glomerellales; Glomerellaceae. Gene Ontology annotation, molecular function: cellulase activity. The transcript has a single exon. Gene Ontology annotation, biological process: polysaccharide catabolic process. The coding region runs from base 1 to 849 and encodes 282 amino acids. The record is from RefSeq and is a predicted model, not a curated record.